Molecule: messenger RNA, 891 nt
Organism: Rotaria sp. Silwood2
Lineage: Eukaryota; Metazoa; Rotifera; Eurotatoria; Philodinida; Philodinidae
Source: the annotation of a GenBank genome assembly
AUGGCUGACGAAGGAAAUCCACCUGAUGAUUCAAUAUUCGAUUUGAGUAAAAAGAAAAAGAAAAAGAAGCCCAGAGAUGAUCCAACAGGUACUGAAAAAGAAGUUGAUGAAAAUGUUUCAAAUGAACAAUCAACAACAACAACGAAAGAAAAAAAAAGUAAAAAUGUCGCUUUUGCAACAGAAUCAUCCAAAAAUCAAGAUAAUGUAGCUGCUGAACAAGCAACUGGUGCUGCUGCUGGUGAAGAAGAUGAUGAUGAUGAUGUUCUUGCACUCCGUAAAAAGAAAAAGAAGAGACCACCAACUCGUGAUGCAACUGGAGCCACUGGUGAAGGUGAUAUUCAAAAAGAAACUGCAGCCGGUACAGUAGGAGAUGAAAUAACUAGUGACGCAACAUCAGUACAAGGCGAAUAUACCUAUGAAGAUUUACUAGCUCGAGUAUUUAAUAUCAUUCGUGAAAAAAAUCCGAAUGUAAUUGACGGUGAAAAAGUCAAAUUAACUCUAAAACCACCACAAGUAGCACGUAUUGGUACAAAACGUACGUCAUUUUCUAAUUUUGGUGAAAUAUGUAAAUCUCUUAAACGACAAGAAAAACAUUUACAUCAAUAUUUACUUGCUGAAUUGGGUACAAAUGGUUCAAUUGAUGCUAAUAAUGCAUUAACUAUCAAAGGACGUUUUCAACAAAAACAAAUAGAAAAUGUACUUCGAUCAUAUAUCAAGGAAUAUGUUAUUUGUAAAACAUGUCGUUCACCUGACACAUCGUUACAAAAAGAAGAACGUUUAUCAGUACUUUUAUGUAAUAAUUGUCGGUCGCGUUAUUUUGUUUCUGGUAUCAAAACUGGUUUUCAAGCACAAGUUGGAAAACGUGCAGCAACACGUGCGAAAGCAACAUAG